GUUUUUCGCUACUUGAAGGUCGAGUGCGUUGCAGUUGACCUUUCAAGGCUACUGCUUACUUCACUCACUUGGUCUAUGAAAUCGUCUUCUGAAGUCUUACAUCAAACACAAAUAUCGUGAUAUGCGGUUUUAAAAUUCAUAUCUACCAACAGUUGUUUAUAUCCACAGAAGGUAUUUGGAAUCUUAAUCAAUUAUGAUUCCACAUCAUCGAAUUCAUAUGAAUGCCAGAGAUGCAGCAGUGAAAUCCAUUGAAGAAUUAGCUCAAUACUUUAAAGUAAAUAGGUUAUUUUCAUUUUUUUUUCUUUCACACAUUAUUACUAUUGUUAGGUUGACUUACAAAAUGGUCUUGAUCACACUGAAGCCCAAAUACGACUUCAGUUAUACGGUUCAAAUGAAUUAAAACAUCCCGAUCCGGAUCCAUUAUACAAGAAGUAUCUUGAACAAUUCAAAGAACCUAUGAUUUUGUUACUGCUAGCAUCUGCUUGCAUUAGUUUCAUCAUGAAACAGUAUGAUGAUACAAUUAGCAUAACUGUUGCUGUUUUAAUAGUAGUUACUGUUGCGUUUAUACAAGGCUACAGAUCGGAAAAAGUUUUGGAAGCUUUGCAAAAAUUGAUGCCACCAAAAUGUAGUUGCCUGCGUAAUGGUGAAGUACACACAUUUCUAGCUUCAUAUCUUGUUCCUGGUGAUAUUGUCUGUUUGUCAGUGGGAGAUCGUAUUCCAGCAGAUUUAAGACUAUUUGAUCUUGUCGAUCUAAGAAUGGAUGAAUCAAGUUUGACAGGAGAAACUGAAGCUGUCGCCAAGUCUUCCGAAAUACUUACUUCACACUCUCCAUCAUCAACUGUAUCUGAUUUAAUACAAUUUUCUUCAACACAAAAUGUUAAUUUAGGAGAUAAUGAAGCUGUUGAGCGUUUACGAGGAUGUCAUGAUCUAAAAAAUAUUGGUUUUAUGGGGACAUUAGUCUGUUCCGGAACCGCGAAAGGAUUAGUAAUUGGAACUGGUGAACAUUCUGAAUUCGGUGAAGUUUUCCGAAUGAUGCAUUUGGAAGAAGCACCACGUACCCCACUUCAAAAAAGCAUGGAUAAACUGGGGAAACACUUAUCGGCUAUUUCGUUGGCUAUCAUCUUCAGCAUAGUUACUAUUGGUUUGUUUCAAGGCCGACACAUUCUAGAGUUAUUGAAUAUUGGUGUAAGCUUGGCAGUUGCAGCCAUUCCCGAGGGUCUUCCUAUUGUAGUAACUGUAACUUUGGCAAUUGGACAAAUGCGUAUGGCGGCGAGAAAUGCUAUUGUUAGACGAUUACCGGCAGUUGAAACUCUUGGUUGUGUGAAUGUUGUCUGUUCAGACAAGACAGGAACUAUGACAAAAAAUGAAAUGACAGUAUCACAUGUAGUAACUGGAUCAUUAGAAAGAUUCACAGUUCCAUUAGAAUACAGUUGUGACAGUACACCUUCCGUUCGCUUGACUACAGAUAAUAGUGGUGAUGGUAGUUGCACUAUUAAAGUGUUUGAUAAUUUAUUGUCAGAUAAGAUGACGCCAAAUAACAUCGGUAAUCAUAUGCCUACGCAUAUUAGAUCAGUUUCAUCUGGUGAACUACGCACACCUUAUUAUUAUCCACCUGCCUUGGACAGUAUUUUGCAAAUUGGUUGUCUUUGUAACAAUGCUACGCUUCGAGGUGAUCAGUUGUUUGGACAACCUACCGAGGGUGCAAUUUUGAAACUAGCCGCUCAAUUACAUGUACCGGAUGAACGCGCCUAUUACACUCGCUUACAGGAAUGGCCAUUUAGUUCAGAAUCAAAACUGAUGAUGGUCAAGUGUGUCCGAAAUAAUCAGUCAUCAACUUCUGAAGAAGCAGUCUAUUUCGCCAAAGGUGCUGUGGAUCAAAUACUAAGUCGUUGUGCAUUUUCGUCAAUCUUCAAUAAUCCUGCAACUUCAAUACCACUAUCACCUUCCGAUCAUUCACCUAUGUCAAAUCGUUAUUCCGAUAACUGUGUAAAGCCAUUGAAUUCAGAAAUAAAAAAGCAAAUAUGCAAUGAAGCCUCUGCACUUGGUAACUUAGGCUUACGCGUACUAGCGUUAGCUAAAGGCACUCACUCAGGGCAAAUGGUUUUCCAUGGAUUGAUUGGUUUAAUUGAUCCACCGCGCCCUGGCGUAGAAGCGUGCAUUAGAAUACUCUGUGAAUCUGGUGUACGUGUGGUUAUGAUAACUGGAGAUGCUAAAGAAACCGCCUGCACAAUAGGCUCACGAUUAUCUCUCUAUCGGCCUGGUGAUUUGUGUCUUAGUGGCGAAGAAGUGGAACAAUUAAGUGUUGAACGAUUGAAGUCGAUUGUGCGCAAUGUCACUGUGUUCUAUCGAUCUGGACCAAAACAUAAGUGUAAAAUUGUUAAAGCCUUUCAACAAUGUGAUUUAGUUGUAGCAAUGACUGGAGACGGUGUAAACGAUGCGAUAGCAUUGAAGUCAUCCGAUAUUGGAAUUGCCAUGGGGCGGACGGGAACAGAUGUUUGUCGUGAAGCCUCAGAUAUAGUCUUGUUGGACGAUAAUUUCGCAACAAUUUUAGCAGCAAUGGAAGAAGGCAAAGCAUUAUUUCAUAAUAUAAAAAACUUUAUAGGAUUUCAAUUAAGCACAUCUAUAGCUGCAUUAACUUUGAUUGCACUGUCAACAUUAUUUUCUCUACCAACUCCAUUGAAUCCAAUGCAAAUUCUGUUUAUUAAUAUACUUAUGGAUGGACCUCCUGCUCAAAGCUUAGGCGUAGAACCACCAGAUCCACAUGUGGUCAGACAACCUCCCAGACGGGCUAGAGACUCUAUUUUGGAUGGCCGUUUAAUGUGCAAUGUGCUGACAGCCUCAUCUCUUAUUGUCGCUGGUACAUUAUGGAUAUUUUAUAGAGAAUUAUCUGAUGGGAAAGUUACACCACACGACACAACCAUGACAUUUACAUGCUUUGUACUUUUUGAUAUGUUCAACGCAUUGAGUUUUCGAUCACAGAGCAAGUCGAUUUUCUCAUUGGGAUUUCUAACAAAUCGUGUGUUUGUACUAGCGGUCGGCUUAUCACUAUUUGGUCAGUUAUUAGUAAUCUAUUUUCCACCUUUACAAGCUGUCUUUCAAACUGAAGCCUUAACAUUAAAGGAUCUAGGCAUGUUGGUUUGUUUAACAUCGUCUGUCUUCUUUGUGUCUGAGUUGCGCAAACUUAUCCAUAUUCGAAAACCUGUUCGACAUUGGACAACACACCUUCUGUCUUAUAUCAAAUUACCUAAACGCAUGAAAAUGGAUGAUAACAUGGUAUGACGGAUAUUUUGAUGAUGCUUUUCAAAUGGAGAAUAACACACUGUCGCACUGCAGCGUCGUCUACCUUCUUUGUAUAACGAUUGCAAGAAGAAAGAAUAGAAUGAGUAAACAUAUUUUUAUUGCCUUAUUUGUAUACAUCAGCCCCUUUUUUGGUUGUUUGUUUGUUUGUUUUUAUUUACACACACGCAUAUGUUGCCUCAUGAUGAGAGAAAUAAGCAUUUGUUUGCUGAAAAAAAUACAUCAAGUCUAAUCAUUUUUGAGUGCCCCUCUCUGUGACAAUAACUUUAAACCGCUGAUUCUUAACACAUUCUACCAUGAUUAAUAGAUAUGCUGUUGAGAGGUUUAAAAAAUAUGACACAUACUCAUGCACAUGAUGCCUUUGAUACAUACCAUCUGUGAGAGCUAGCUACUCGUUAACUAACUGAAACAGUGAGUAAAUUGACAAGUGGUGAAUCUUCAUCUCUGCUUUAAACUAUUCUUUCUUCAUAUUUUAUAUGAACCAAGUGAGAUUUUCUCUGUUUUGGUUGCCUAUUUUCACAAACAGGUUUUUGCUGCUUUGUGUGUGUGUGUAUGUGUUCGAUUGUAAAUAACCACUACUUUAAAGCCUAAUUUACUACACCUUUAGAAGAUAACUAACUUUAUAUUAUGAAUAAUAGUUGGCUUAUUUUGCUGCAUAAUUCCCUUGAUCUUUCUCCUCUAAGCCAAGUUGUCUGGUUCGUGUUCCCAGUCUUUCUCUCUCUCUUUCUUGUCAAUGUUUCCUCUUGUCUCCCUCCGUUAUAGAUCGGACCGUUGACCGUUUUUUUGAACCUUUGUUGUUUUGUGUCUUUCUUUAUUUGUCUUUCUUUUUUUUGAUAGUAUUCUCCAACUUCACACAUAUGUUUUAUGUACUGGCUGAUCUUUUUACAUUUGAUUAUUAUUGUUAAUAUUUCCUCAAAAAAAUGAUACAUUUAGUUUUAAUUUCAGUGAAUUUGCUGCUGGAUACCGUGGCCGGUAAUUAUUGCUUGUUACAACUGAUUUCACCGGCAAAACCGGCACUUUUUUUUCCCUAUCUCAUAUCUUCCAGUUCCUAUCUUGAUUUCACUGUACGUCUUUCUGAAGCGAGAAAGCACAAUGCUGGAUAAAUGAAUAAAACACUAAACCGAUUGUUCGCGGUAAAAUCGAAAAAAAUAUAUAAAAAGAAAUCAAUUUUGUUGGAAGUUCAAAUUUUAUUUUCUCUUUUUCCCUAAUGUUGUUUAUUAUCGGUGAGGUUUUC
This is a messenger RNA of Trichobilharzia szidati, 4531 nucleotides long. NCBI's taxonomy places the organism in Eukaryota, Metazoa, Platyhelminthes, Trematoda, Strigeidida, Schistosomatidae. The record is from the annotation of a GenBank genome assembly.